UACAUAUUUAUUUUAUCAUGAAAGAAAAAGAAAAAUCCCAAUUCUCCUUGUUCUCCUCUUGUCAACACCCCUUUCCUUCACUCAGACAAAGCAGCUCAGCUAUGGAGGAGCCCAAAGGAACAAUAGUGUUUACCACACUCGGUAUACAACACUACGGAUUCGACAUCUUCUCUAUCAAACUUCUCUCUACAUCUAAUGAUCUCCACACCCACAUCCAAUUGGGAUCCGAACACCGCCUCACCGACGGUGUUUCCCUUAAUUUCAACGGUCAGUUCGUGGACGAGGACCAAACAACUCUCGUCUACGUCUCCGAGAGAACUGGCGCCUCUCGAAUCUUCUUCAACCGACCCGGUUUUCCACAGGCGGAGGAGCUACUACCGUCGUCUUCUGAUUCUCAUAGCAGCCACGACCGUCCCAUCAUUAAGAACGGACGUCUCUACUUUGUCUCCUCCUCCGCUCACCAACAUCGUCAUCAACUGCUCAAAAGCAGCUCCGCUGUUUACUCCACAGCUCUCCUCCUUCCUCACAGCCACGGCCACAGCCACAGCCACCAGAAGGAAAUCGUCCGUCUCACACCCAACGACUCCGUUGACUACAGUCCUGCUGUUUCCCACACCGGCAAGUUCAUUGCCGUCGCCUCUUACGGCUCUCGCCCUUGGAAUACUGCUCAUUUCCAUGACCUCCACACCGAUAUUGUUGUUUUCCCAGAAUCCCACCCCACCAAGCGUGUUGUCGUCUGUCAACACGGUGGCUGGCCCACUUGGUCAGGCGACUCCACCAUUUACUUCCACCGCCAAGACCCCGAUGGAUGGUGGAGCGUUUUCCGACUCGACUUACCCACCCGUGCUUUCGAGGUCGAUUCCACCGACGUCGCAAAUGUCCCUUGCCACCGAAUCACCCCUCCGGGUGUCCACUGCUUCACUCCCGCGGCUAUGCACCAUGCUAAUCGCAUCGUCCUCGCCACUAGGCGCCGUGAAAGUAGCUUCCGCCAAAUCGAGAUCUUCGACCUUGACUCAGGGGAUUUCCACCCCGUGACUCAGUCACUCAACCCGAGUUUCCACCACUACAAUCCCUUUGUGUCUCCCGAAUCUGGAUUUAUCGGUUAUCACAGAUUUCGAGGCGACUCAGCUCCAGGCGACUCCAUAGUCCCACACCUAGAUCCCGUAAUCUCACCGGUCGGCGGACUGCGAAUGCUCAGAAUCAACGGAACAUUCCCGACAUUUUCUCCAUCCGGUGAUCUGAUCGCAUUCAAUCACGACUUUGAUUCGAAUCCCGGCAUAAAGAUCGUGAAAUCAGACGGUUCAAAGAGAUGGAACCUGUUGAAAGGCAGAACGGCGUUCUACAAUUCCUGGAGCCCGGCCGAGAGGAACGUGAUUUACUCAUCGAUCGGACCCAUCUUUGAGUCCGUAAAGGCAACGGUCCAGAUUGCACGGAUUUUAUUCGAUCUCGUCGCUGACGAUUGUGAAGAAGAAGAAGACAUCCCUAUCCGUGAUAUAAAGAUCUUGACAAGAGACGACACAGGUAACAACGCGUUCCCUUCGUGCUCGCCGGACGGAAAGUUGGUGGUCUUCCGUUCCGGUCGAUCGGGGCACAAGAAUUUGUACAUAGUUGACGCCGUGAAGGGAGAAUGUGACGGUGGCGGAAUCCGUCAGUUGACUGAGGGACCCUGGAUUGAUACCAUGCCCAGCUGGUCCCCUGACGGAGAACUCAUCGCAUUCUCCUCCAACAGACAUAAUCCCGAUAACGUCGAUGCCUUCAGCAUAUACGUUAUCCGACCCGACGGCGACGAUGUACGCAGGAUCCAGUUGGCCGAGGACAGAGAAAGGAUCAACCACGUGUGCUUCAGUGCGGACGGCGAGUGGCUACUGUUCACGGCGAACUUGGGCGGCGUGACGGCGGAGCCUGUGUCCCUGCCCAACCAAUUCCAGCCGUAUGGUGACCUGUACGUGGUGAGGUUGGACGGGAGUGGGUUGCGGAGGCUGACAUGUAACGCCUACGAGAACGGUACGCCAGCGUGGCACCCGGGAGCUUUAUCUGUGUCUUUGGGAAGUGGAGUUGGAGAUAGGUUGAGGGGUCAAUUUGACGAACCACUUUGGAUCCAUUGUUGUUUUUAAUUUUGAAUUUGGGUCUCUCCCUGUGCCAGGAAAAAAUAAAAUAAAAUAAAAUAAUUUUGUUCCAUCUUCCAA
Messenger RNA from Cornus florida, 2186 nucleotides. RefSeq lists its product as uncharacterized. The record is from RefSeq and is a predicted model, not a curated record. NCBI's taxonomy places the organism in Eukaryota, Viridiplantae, Streptophyta, Magnoliopsida, Cornales, Cornaceae. The transcript has a single exon. Bases 18 to 2114 code for a protein of 698 amino acids.